Molecule: messenger RNA, 321 nt
Organism: Blumeria graminis f. sp. triticale
Lineage: Eukaryota; Fungi; Ascomycota; Leotiomycetes; Helotiales; Erysiphaceae
Source: the annotation of a GenBank genome assembly
UUUACCCCACUCGACGACCUUCACCAUUCAUAUUGGUGUUCUGUGUUGCCUGAGGUUUGCCCUGUCUUUCGCACCUUUCAACGCUGCAUAUUCAGAAAGCUGAGCCAAAGUACUGCGAAAUACCCUUUAUCAGAGGACGAAGACUCGUCACCUUUCCGAGGUGUCCUGUACGAAGCUGGAAGUGAAUUACUCACCCAGUGCCAAGUUCAGUCGAAUUGCGCCAUACCAAAGAAGUUGCCUAACGAAGCAAUGAUUCAGGACUCACUACCAAAUCAAUCGCUCACUCCCAACGAGUUCGGCUUCGAACAAACCAUCAUCUAG